AGAUAUUUUAGAGUGAGAAAGAGAAAAUUUUAGAGAGAGAAAGAAGCAAGAAAGAAGGAGCAAAAGGAGGAGUUUUGCAAGCUUUUUCAAGGAAUUUCUAGAAGCCUUUUCCUCUACUUUCAAAAGAAUAAGUCGACUCAAUUACGAUAAGGGAUUCUUUAGUAUUUUCAUCUAUAUUUCUAAGUGCUCUUUUUAGUUAAUUAAUUAGGUGAAAUUGGAUAUUUAUUGAAAUGAAUUUCUAUGCUUGUUUAGUGAUUUAUGUUUUAUAAUCAUUUAUGAUAAAUGUGUUAAAAUGACGAUUUGAGAUACAUGUGGAAUUGACCCUUUAUCUUAUAAUAGGUAAUGGCAAAAAAGGUUGUUCUAAAGAGCUCAACUUUAAAGAAUAUUCUGAUGGUCAAAUCCGUGUAAAAUGGGCCUUUGGCCGUAUAUGUAAUUGAACCUCCAUCAGGUUCUGGAUAUGAGGUAUGAUACAUGAUAGUGUGCCGUUUGACUAUGAUGCGUGAAUUCCUACAAGGAUUGAUGUUUGGUAUUAUUGAACAGGUUAGUUUGAUGUAUAAGUCUCUAGAGUGAUUGAUCAUUGUUAACCAUAGAAAUAUUGAACAUACUGCAUGAAAAUAUGAUUAUUGAAAUUGCAUGAGGGUUUAGCCCUUCGCUUUACCUGGGUAAUGGUAAAUAGGGUUAUUUUAAUAGACCUUGGUUCAAAAGGAUGACCCAAAGGUUAAGUCCGGGUAAAAUUGGUCUUCAGACCAGAUACGUGAAAUGAGCCUUCAAGCUGGAUACGUGAAAUGAGUCUUUGGGCCAAAUAUGAGCCUUCAGACUAUUAUCAAAAAUAAAUUAUUAAACGAGCAUAAAAAUCCAUUUUAAUAAAUAUUCAUUUUCACCAAAUUAAUUAACUAAAAAGAGCACUUAAAAAUGUAGAUAAAAAUAAUAAAGAAUCUCUUACCAUAACUGUGCCAAUUUAGUCUUUUGGAAGGGAAGAAAAGAACUUCUAGCAUUCCUUAGUCAAGCUCCUUAAACUCCUACUUUUUCUCCUUCUUUACUGCUUUUUUCUCUCUCUAAAACUCUCUCUUUCUCACUCUAAAAUUUCUCUAUUGAAAGUGAAAAUGAAAGAAGAAAUAAAGUGUGAGAAAUGAGGAAAAAGAGAGCCUUUAAAUAGGCAUGGAGAAGGUUUGGAUGUGCACCACAUGGAAAGCAUCCGAGAAAGAAGAGUAAAGGUGGUGAGGUGGUGAGGUGGUGAGGGAUGGAUGUCUUCAGGACCUCUAAGCCAUGGGGAAUUCAAUGCGAAGCAGACAUGACUCAGCACUGUGAUCUUCCAGUUCAUGUUAAUGGCCAAUACACAUUCUUCGUUCAGGAGCGGAUAAUAUCUUCGUAUUCAACAAGGUUGAAGAAGAUGGUGAAGCAAGCUAAGAGAAGAACCCAGAUCAAGAGUUCGGGUAUUGAAAUCGAUGAUUAUCCGGGAGGCCCAGAUGGGUUUGAGCUUGUUGCAAGAUUCUGUUACAACAAUGGCAGAAUCAAUAUCACAGUUUCGAAUAUUUCGGUUCUUCAUUGCUGCGCAGUUUAUCUGGGUAUGACUGAGAAGAUGUCAACUUUCAAUCUCCUGCAACAGACACAAAUAUUUCUCGAAGGGAUGUUUUAUUGGUCGUGGAAUGAUGUGAUUGUGAGCUUGAAGAGUUGUGAAUCGUUUUUCGAAUAUGCAGAUUCGUGCGGUCUUGUGGAAAAGUUAGUAUGUGCUCUGUUAGCGAAAAUUGCUCAGAAUUCAAACGGAAACUUGUCUGCUGCUUCCCCAUCUUCAUCAUCAUCUUCCUCUGAAACCACUUCUGCUCAUGGGUUUAUGGUAUCUUCCUCCUGCAAGAACACGGUAAUGAAACCCUAUAAAUCAAGCAACAAAUGGUGGUUCGAUGACAUGUCAAAGCUUCCCCCGAAAAUUGUUGAAAAAGUGAUAAAGAAUCUGGGGGCUUAUGGGACCGAUAACAACAGCUUAAUCCUUACGAGGUUUCUCCUCCAUUACCUGAAAAGAAGAGUUCAAAGCAAAUGUUGCGCGGAAUCUGAAAUGAACUCAGUAAGUGAAUACAGUGGCCUUGCAGGCACAGCUGUUCAUGGGGUGAUUUCAAUUGGGCACAAUGCGUUUUCGUACAGGAACCUCUUCUGGGUAUUGGGGCUUGUGUCUGGUUUCAGGCUGAGUAGAGACUGUAUAGUUGGACUUGAGAGAUUGAUUGGGGGUAUGCUUGAUCAGGCAAAGCUUGAUGACUUACUGAUCUCUGGGCGUGAUGGGGGUGUUUAUGAUGUGGGCCUGGUAAUAAGAUUGUUAAGAGUAUUUGUUAAUAAAGAAGUGGUGUGUGUACAGAAGAUGAAGAUGGUUGGCAGACUUGUAGAUAAGUACUUGGCUGAAAUAUCUCCAGAUCACAACUUGAACAUCUCCAAGUUUCUUGGGGUUGCAGAGAGUUUACCAGAUUCAGCUAGAGAUUGCUUUGAUGGAGUCUACAGAGCCAUUGAUAUCUUUCUUGAGUCCCACCCGGCUCUGUCAUUCAAGGAGAGAUCAAGAUUAUGUAGAUGCCUCAAUUAUGGGAAGCUGACGCUGGAAAGUUGUAAAGACCUGGCGAAGAAUCCAAGAAUCCCUCCAAAUAUUGCAGUUGAGGCACUAAAGUCUCAACAAUCAAAAAUAUCAACAACUGAGUAUAUUUAUGAGAGUCCACGAAAGAGUAAUAAUUCUGACAUGAUCAUCUCAAUCACCGGAAUCAAUGCAGCCGAUGAGAGUUUCUCAGAAGAGAGUGAAGAUAUGAAGAUGAAUCUGCAAAGAAUGCAAUGGAGAGUGGUGGAGUUGGAGAGGGUGUGUAAGGAGAUGAAGAAUAAUAUGUCAAGGUUGGUGAGGCAUGGUGCCACUGCUACUACUCCAGUUCACAAUAGAACUUUGCUAAGACUAUGUUGACAUGACACUCAAUUCAGUUUUCUACUCUUUCUCCGUACAUGCCGAUAUCUUUCCAAGUGUAAAACAUCAAAUUCUCAGGUUAUACUCAACUAUUAUAUCCAAAUUUCACCAUACGAUUAGCUUUGUCUUUUGAUUA
Molecule: messenger RNA, 3062 nt
Organism: Carica papaya (papaya)
Lineage: Eukaryota; Viridiplantae; Streptophyta; Magnoliopsida; Brassicales; Caricaceae
Product: BTB/POZ domain-containing protein At3g19850
Molecular function (GO): protein binding
Source: RefSeq, a predicted model, not a curated record